This is a messenger RNA of Aphidius gifuensis, 2144 nucleotides long. RefSeq names its product tudor and KH domain-containing protein homolog (gene papi). NCBI's taxonomy places the organism in Eukaryota, Metazoa, Arthropoda, Insecta, Hymenoptera, Braconidae. The coding region runs from base 140 to 1903 and encodes 587 amino acids. The record is from RefSeq and is a predicted model, not a curated record. Gene Ontology annotation, biological process: spermatogenesis. The transcript has 9 exons. Gene Ontology annotation, molecular function: RNA binding.
UUGGCAGCACUGUUCACUUUCAAACAAAACGGUUUUAUGUUUUCAUUUUUUUUUCUCUCCUCUUGUUAAUAUUUAAAACAAUAAACAAUAAUUCAACAAUUAAUUGUCAACUUUGAGUAAUUAAUUUGGUAACAAAAAAAUGAAGUUAUUAUUUAAACAAAUAACUUUACCAAUUUUAAUUGGUAUUUCAUUGUCAGGCAUUAGUGUUGGUGUACUUUAUUUUCUCUUAAAAAAGGAUGAAAAUGAUUCGAAAAAUUCAAUUAGAACAAAAUCAAAAAAAAGAGAUCAAGUACUUUUGGAAGUUCCUAUACUAAGACAAUUUAUACCAAUGAUUAUUGGACGUGGUGGACAAACAAUUAAAAAUAUUGAAAGUAAUACAUCAACAAAAAUAAAUUUUGCUGAAGAUAAUGUUGAAAAACCAACUCGUGUUUGUUAUAUACGUGGUGAACAAGAGGGUGUUAAAUUAGCUGAAGCAAUGAUUAAAAAUUUAAUUAACAAUCAGCCAUUAGUCACUAAUUAUGAUUUAUAUGUGCCAACAAAAUUUUAUUCAAUUAUGCAAGCUGAUAGAUGUCAAAUGGCUAAUGAUAUUCAAGCAAUAACAAGAGCUAAAAUAAUAUUGGAUAAAAAUUCAAGUCCAAAUGAUGAUGAUCAACGAAGAUUAAUUAUCGUAGGAACAAAAGAACAAAUAAAAAAAGCAACUGACUUGAUUGAAGAUAAAAUUGAAGAAUUUAAUUUAGCUAAAAAAAAACUAGAAGCUGGACAAUUAUCACGACCAGUACGUGGUAAAAAUUCAAGAAGAAAUUCAGCUGUUAGUCAAACAGAGGCUCAAGUUCAUUCUGAAGAUAAAUUGGAUAUACAUGAAGGAACUAUGGAAGUUUAUGUAAGUGCUGUUACAACACCAAAUCAGUUUUGGAUUCAAGUUGUUGGUACAGGUACUUUAGCUCUAGAUGCACUUGUCAAAGAGAUGACAAGUUAUUAUGAAAACCAAGAAAAUCAAGAGAUGCACAAUUUAAAAGAUAUAACACAAGGUCAAAUAGUAGCAACAAAAUAUACUUUUGAUAACAAAUGGUAUCGUGGUGAAAUAAUGGACAUUAAAGAUGAUGAUAAAUACGAAGUAUUUUUUCUUGAUUAUGGUGAUCAUCAAAUUGUCAAACGUGAUUCAAUCAUGGAGCUAAGAACUGAUUUUUUAAGUUUAACUUUUCAAGCAGUUGAAUGUUGUGUUGCCAAUAUUAAUCCAAUAUCUAAAACAUGGAGUAAUGAUGCAAUAACAGCAUUUAUGGAUUUAACAUGGUGUGCUGAUUGGAAAGUGUUAAUUGCCAAAGUUCGUAGAUACAAAGAGCGUACAUCAGGUGUUGGUUGUUCACGUAGAGAAGGAUCACCAAUACCUUGUGUUGAUUUAUAUGAUAAAAAUGAUGGACAAGAUAUUAAUGUAGGAAAACAAAUGGUUGAUGAUGGCUAUGCUGUAGUGGAAUCAGAAGGACUUUGGUCAACAUCAAGUUCAACAAUUUCAUUAUCUCGACGAAGUCAUGAAGGUUCAUUAAGUCCCACACCAAUAAAAUCUGAUAGUAACAAAAAUACAACAAUGUUGGAUAAUGAAACACCAGAAAAAUUAAAAAAAUCAAAGGUCAUUGAACAUGUUGAUCUUGUUACACCAAAGAAGUCAUAUGACAAUAGUGUUAUUGAAGAAAUUGACUUAGUAACACCAGUAAAAUAUUCUUCUCAACAAUUGAUUGAAGCUGAGAAAGAACAAAAUAUAAAGGAUAAUAAAAUUUAUAAUAAAGAUAGUGAUAAAAUUGAAUAUUCAACAAAUGGAAAUUCACAAUGGAAGCCAACAUCAAAUGCAAUACCAGGUGGUAUGGAGUUUGAGGAAGAAUCAGUGGAAUCUGAAAUGGAAAUUUUCUAAUGCUUCUUCAAAAGCUACCUUUAUAUUUUUUAUUUUAUUAUUAUUUAUUUUUCUUUUCAUUUUCAUAAAAAAAAGUAUGUAUUGUCAAGGUCAUCCACGUGUUGCGUAUUUUAUUUAUUUAUUUAUUGGAAAUAAAUGUUGGAUGCCCUUGAUAUACAAAGUAUUUUUUUUUUUUUAUCACUUAAAUUGAUAUUGAGAUAGAAAUAUUUUCUCGCUAAUGUAUAACUGUAUUCUACACGUG